Drosophila sulfurigaster albostrigata is the source of this 2552-nucleotide messenger RNA. It is a transcript of the gene Rchy1, whose product is annotated as myosin-G heavy chain. The coding region runs from base 103 to 1998 and encodes 631 amino acids. The transcript has 5 exons. Gene Ontology annotation, cellular component: nucleus. NCBI's taxonomy places the organism in Eukaryota, Metazoa, Arthropoda, Insecta, Diptera, Drosophilidae. Gene Ontology annotation, molecular function: ubiquitin protein ligase activity; zinc ion binding. The record is from RefSeq and is a predicted model, not a curated record. Gene Ontology annotation, biological process: ubiquitin-dependent protein catabolic process; protein ubiquitination.
GACCAUCUUUAGCUCAAGUGUUGCUAACAAAUUCGCAUUGAUCCACUGUGACAUUAUUAAAGCUUUGGACGCCGUUAUUUGCUGGCGUGGACGAAGCGCGCAAUGAAUAUAAAAAGUUACACAAACGAAAGUUUGCAAGUGGAUGACGAUGAAAAGGAAUCAAAACUAGCAACAACAGCGACAGCGGCAACAAAAACAACAAGAACUACACACAGUGACCACAAAGAAGUUGGCGCUAGGGCAGCUCACGUUGUUGUUGUGGUUGUCGAUGAAGCAAAGGCUGAAUUACUACACAACCAGCAACAGCAGCAGCAGCAUCACAACAAAGACAAAGCUUAUGUCGCAACAGCAGCAGCAACAACGACAGCGGCAACCGCGAAUCAUUUAAAUAUUGAAGCAAUUGAAAAAGCAGCGUCGAUGGUAGCAAUUAACAACAACGACGGCGACGGCGACAACGACAAAGACAACAACUGCAGCAACAACAACAAUAGCAGCAGCAGCAGCAACAGUGGCUGCAACAAAAUUAAGAAGCCGCUGAGGCAACGAAGAAUAUCGCUAAGUGAAAACCACAACCACAACAAAUACUCGCACGACAGCAGGCACAGCAACAUUGAUGUACAAACAUUUACCAAUACAAAAGAACUCAAUCAAGUCAAUUUAAAUUCAUCGUCAACAACAACAGCAACGUCGCAAUCGUUGCUGUCGACCUCACUGGAGGCUGCGUCAGCUACAACAACAACAACAGCAAUAACAACUACAGAAUCAUCUUUAGCUACAGCUACUGUUGCUGAGAUAUCGCAGCAGCAGCAGCAACAACAGCUGAUUAUGUCGCCAACUGCUGGUUCGUCAUCAACAACCCCCGCCACAGCAACAACAACAGCAUCGAGUGCUGUUCAUUUGCGAAAAUCACACUCAACGCCGGCUCUCAAAUUCGCUGGCAACAGCAGCAGCCACAGCAGCAGCAACCACAUUGUUGUAGAGUACGAUCAAUGUACGAUCAACAACAAUAACAACAAGAACGAUGGCUGUAAAUUCAAAACGCAAGUUGAGUCUGCGAUGGAGGCCAGCAACAUUGCCAUUAAGGAUGUUGCUGUCGCUGCGCACUUGAAGCGACAACAGCCACAUCAUCAACAGCCACUGCAACACGAGCAAUUGCAACGCCUCAAUGGCAACAACGAUAGCAACAAAUGCAAUACAACAAUAGAUGCCACAAAGCCAGCGACACCGGAAUCAUUGCGAUUCGGUUGCACGCACUACAAACGACGCGCCAUGUUUGUGACGCCGUGCUGCAACAAGUUCUACAAAUGCCGUUUCUGCCACGAUGAGAACGAAUCGCAUCACUUUGAUCGCAAAACCCUCACCGAACUCAUCUGCUCCGAGUGCAACACGCGGCAGAAGGUGCAGGAACAGUGUGAGAAUUGCGGCGUGCGCUUUGGCAAGUAUACUUGCCUCAUUUGCAACCUUUUCGAUGAUGCGGACAAGCAGCAGUAUCAUUGUCAUGGCUGUGGCAUCUGUCGCAUUGGCGGCGCCCACAAUUUCUUUCACUGCGAAGUGUGCAACAUGUGUCUGCCGAUACAGCUAAAGAUCGAUGGUCAUAGGUGUGUGGAGAACAUAUCACGAUCGCAUUGUCCGGUUUGCUUGGGUGACAUUCACACAUCGAGGAUUCCAUGCCACAUUCCGGACUGCGGCCAUUUGCUGCACAAGAUGUGCUUCGAUCAGCUGCUCGCAUCGGGUCACUACACGUGUCCCACCUGUCAGACAUCACUGAUCGACAUGACGGCGCUCUGGGAGUAUCUCGAUGCUCAGGCUCUACGCAUGCCUGUGCCGCUCAAAUAUGAGAAUCAACGUGUGCACAUCUUCUGCAACGAUUGUCACAAGACUUCUAAAACCAAAUUCCAUUUUAUUGGACUCAAGUGCGUGCAUUGCGGCGCCUACAACACCACUCAGGACGUGAAACGUCGUCUCUCCUUGGUCACCGAUGAGCCGACGACCGCCUGACAUUUAAUUUAUCCCGCUACAGCAGCAACACACACAAAUAGAACAACAACAACUAGAAAAACAGCAACAGGAAAUCUCUUGCCAUGCUCCACAUUUGAAGAAACUAAAUUUCUGAAACUGAAAUCGAAACGCAUUGAAUUUAGACCAAAUUCGAGCUGGUAUCGAAUAUAUAUAAAGCAUAUUAAACAAAUUCAUACAUACACAUAUACAAUAUAUAUAAACUACAUUACAUUACCCUUUAGCUUAUGGAGAUCAAUUGGUGCUCAAUUGGUUUUAUAGUAUUUCUCGUUUACCUAGCAACAAAUUUACAAACAAAAACCACAACUGCAACAAAUUCAUCCACUCGAAUUUUUAUUAGAUUUUUGCCUGUAUUGAAAACUCGAAUUUUGAAUUGUCUCUCAAAACUAUUAGCUCAAUCUCAACAUUAGAAAUCGCUGUUCAAUUUUUGUAUUAAUCUAUACACAUAAUGAUGUUUAAGUUUGUCAAUAAAUACCAUACAACGAAAGAUUAAAGAUUGCUUUUGGGCUAUGAUUAUAAUAAAAAGAAACUUGCAU